Planococcus citri (citrus mealybug) is the source of this 1169-nucleotide messenger RNA. Its product is annotated as lysophospholipase-like protein 1. Gene Ontology annotation, biological process: protein depalmitoylation. The record is from RefSeq and is a predicted model, not a curated record. Gene Ontology annotation, molecular function: palmitoyl-(protein) hydrolase activity; carboxylic ester hydrolase activity. Bases 119 to 1021 code for a protein of 300 amino acids. Gene Ontology annotation, cellular component: cytoplasm. The transcript is spliced from 7 exons. Lineage: Eukaryota; Metazoa; Arthropoda; Insecta; Hemiptera; Pseudococcidae.
AUGUAAUAUGAGUGAUUUUGAAAAUGGAUGUGAAUAGUUCAGGCUCAAUAAACCCUUUUCCAAAAAUUUGGAGAAAUUUUAUUAGUUUUCCUACUCAAUCGUAAUAACCGCAGCUGAAAUGAUUCAUUCUAGUCGGACUCUAUGGAUUUCUGCAAUUGCAAUCUUUAUUGUGAUUUUACAAUGGAGUGAAAUAAGUCAAGCAAAUCCUGAUUCGGAUUAUUCUGGUCCACGAACCACACCAAGACCUCCUAUUUACGACUACAUUCCUUCUAUAAAAAGACAACACAACGCUGCAUUAAUUUUCUUGCACAGAGCAGGCUUAAAUGGAACAGAAAUGAAACAUUGGGUUCAAGUUUUAAUCGGAUCGACGGAAUUCCAACAUAUUAAGGUCAUUUUCCCCACAGCUCCCGUUCAAUCUUACACACUUCUUAACAAAAAGAAACGUGUCAUUUGGUACGAUCAAGACAGUUUCACAUUCGACGCAGAAGAAAAGAUCAACAGCUUCAAAUCAGGAGAAAAAGUAAUAAGUGAAAUCAUAAAUUAUGAAAUAAACACUGGAAUACCAAUGAAUCGAAUAAUUAUUGGAGGAUUUUCAAUGGGAGGUGUAAUGGCUUUGCAUUAUGGAUACCGUAUGAGCAGUGGACUAGCUGGUGUUUUCGCGCUAUCUGCAUUUCUUCCUAAUAAAACCAAAUUGUAUGACGCAAUUCGAGAAUCAAAUCAAACCCAUAAACCACCUCUCUUCAUGGCAACAGGCGACGGGGAUGAGUUCAUCAGAGAAAAAUGGUGCGAACACACGUUCGAGAAACUACAAGAAUGCGAUGUAAAAGGCGAAUAUUACUCGAUUAGGAAAAUGCUGCAUACGAUGAGUGUUCAAGAAAUGGUGCGAUUGUGGGAUUGGAUCCAUAGAAUCGUGCCAGAUGGAUCCCAGUAUGAUGUACAAACAACGCCCGAGGAUAGUGGAACCGAUGAAGAUUACUAUGGGGAUAGAAAAUACACGAAAUUCCAAAAAAUUGUCGUCUGAGAAACUUUUUUCACCAAAUCUGAUUUUAUAAAUUUAUUUUUCUUGAAUUUUUAGAAAAAUUAAAGAGGAUGAAGAAAAUGAGGCAAAAGGCUAGAGACAUUAUCAUUAAAAAUAUUUAUAAUAAAAUUUCAACCAAUUCGUGUUUUAA